Molecule: messenger RNA, 2543 nt
Organism: Aplysia californica (California sea hare)
Lineage: Eukaryota; Metazoa; Mollusca; Gastropoda; Aplysiida; Aplysiidae
Product: serine/threonine-protein kinase par-1
Exons: 7
Coding region: 266-2509 (747 amino acids)
Biological process (GO): intracellular signal transduction; microtubule cytoskeleton organization; protein phosphorylation
Cellular component (GO): cytoplasm
Molecular function (GO): ATP binding; protein serine/threonine kinase activity; tau-protein kinase activity
Source: RefSeq, a predicted model, not a curated record
UAUUGACGUCACAAUACACCACGAACUAAAGAGGACAUUUUAGUGGGGGCUUUCUUUAUUAGACUAUAACCACUUUUCCCUCCCAGUUUGGCAACCAAGCAAUUCCUAAUCGUCUGUAGAACCUCCGGUGACAUCCGUUGCGACUGUGCAGGGUACCGCCACGAAGCCUGGCUCUGGUGUAGAUGGUGAGGUGACAAACUCGAGGACUCUGGCCACGCCAGAUGCAGGAUCGGCGUCGAGCCCGGCCGGGCAGACCGCGGCCCCGAUGGGCGGGGCUACACCGAUGCAAGUCUCCGCCUACCUGCACGCGCGUGGCUACAGACUCGGACCCCGGCUAGGCAAGGGCAGUUACGCCAAGGUCAAGGUCGCAGAGAGGCUUGCUGACCGGCACAUAGUGGCAGUUAAGAUCGUCAACAGGCGUCGAGCAGCGAAAGAGUUCUUGGAUAAGUUCCUUCCCCGAGAGCUGUCCAUCCUCUUGUCGUUAGACCACCGGAACAUCAUCAAGGUCCAUGAGAUUAUACAGCUAGAGGAAGUCGUGUGUGUGGUGAUGGAGUACGCAGGGGCCGGUGACCUGCUCGACUUUGUCAAACGGCGCGGAGCUCUCGCAGAAACACAGGCUGGACCCAUAUUCGCACAGGUGUGUGAAGGCAUCCGCUACCUACACAGCCGGCACAUCUGUCACCGAGACCUCAAGUGUGAGAACAUUCUGCUCCGCCUGGACCUCACUGUGGCACUCUCAGACUUUGGCUUCUCCAGGACCCUGCCUAGCCCGGACACCCUCAGCCAAACGUACUGUGGGAGCGCGGCGUACGCGUCCCCUGAACUGCUGCGGGGCAAGCCUUACUUUCCUCUGCUCAACGAUAUCUGGAGUCUGGGCUGUGUGCUCUUCAUCAUGGUCACUGGACAGAUGCCUUUCUACGAUAAAAAUACGAAGAAGAUGAUGUACCGUCAGCUUAAGGGCAAGGUCAACUUUCCUGAGGACCGGCCGGUGACGCCGCAGUGCCGUGACGUGAUCGGACACACACUGGAGCCUAACAUGGACAAGCGCUACGACAUCGGCGAGAUCCUGGAACAUCCUUGGAUGGCGCCCUACGUCAGGACGCUUGACCACACGUCAGAGGACACGCCCGAGAGAGGAGAGCAGUCUUACGAAUUUGCGAACAAUCGAGUUGCCAGUGGGUUUAAACCGCCAGAAUAUGAGACAGGGGUUGGGAAAACGCAUCCUCUUUCGGGGAUAUCAGCACUGCAGGAACAGUCAUACGAGAGAGCUGAACAUGGCGUUAGUCCGGAUAAUGUACACCGGGAUGUAAGACAUUCGGAUGCUGGAAAUCCGGAUACUGAACAUCCUGAUACAGGUAACGCUGAAAUUGGGGUUGUCGAUGAUCCGAACCCUCGUCAGAGCAGCCGGUUAUCGUACAGCUCGGUGGAUUCGGAGGAGGACCACACCACAUCCGGCACGGCGGAGAUCCGGUCCUUGUGCCGCAUGCCCGGAGAAGCGUGUAUCCUUAGGGGCCUUGGCCACAAGUCGCACGCUCUCUCUCGCAUCGAGGACAUGGGCAGCGAGACGGACCAGACGAGCCCCGGUCAUGGUGGCGUGUGUUACGUCAUCCAAAGCCAAGCCAGCUCCUCCUCGGUGGACAGCGCCGCCAGCUAUGCCGUGAGCUCCUCCACCAGCAUUGACCCCGCCCCCGCCACGACUUCGCCACGCCCCCUCUUACAGGAGGAGAAGCCGUACGGGUUGAAGGCUGUGCAGCAAAGAGAUGCUGGUGGGAGCAGGGGAGUCGCCAACCGGACAGCGGAGAGAGGAGGGUUGGACCAGAAUUUCAAGAUGAACAUCCAGAAAAUUUUGCAGAUUCCCUUAAAGGCGUCCGCACGUCUGCUCUCCCCGGAAAUGAUAAAUCACGUGGUUUCGAAAGGCACGAGUCCCCCUCACAUAGACAAAAGUCGUGGCGGGUGUAUGGCGAACACUACAGGAGCCCCACAUGUCCUGAGUGAUCCGCCGGUCGGCUACAUGCCUCAAAACUCUUCCUCCGCUCUGCCCACGAUGGGUGGUAUCUCUACGUUGGCCCAAAGCCCACUUAGUCCAUCUGCUACCACCAACUCUCGGUGCUCCGGACAGCCUAAGAUCAACGGUGGCACGAUAGCACACCUUUCAAUUAAUUCAGCCAAUCAAAAUGGCAUCUCUCUGCAACAUCCUGUUCCUAAAAACCAAAACCAGGCAGUUCGCUGCUUACACGAACGCUUGCCCUCUUCUCCACGCCCAGUGGACCAAUCAGAGAGCUACACUACCUCACAGUCUCCGCCUCGAACCAAAAAUCAGCCAAUAGAAUACGCGGCGAAUACCCAAGACAGUCGUACCUCUAAAACAAAAGAAGACUUGGCGAUAUCUGAAGAGAGCAUCCGUGUCCACGAAGAAGGGUUAGUGACGCAAAUGCGUCGGAUUUUCGAAUCCAAGGACGCCAGCACUGCGAUGAGCCAACGGCGCACCGGCACUUGGGGGCGAUCCUAGUCAGACUGAUUAUAAACAUGAUGUACACAUGAAA